Messenger RNA from Colletotrichum acutatum, 1386 nucleotides. RefSeq names its product cytochrome P450. The transcript has 9 exons. Gene Ontology annotation, molecular function: iron ion binding; monooxygenase activity; heme binding. Lineage: Eukaryota; Fungi; Ascomycota; Sordariomycetes; Glomerellales; Glomerellaceae. The record is from RefSeq and is a predicted model, not a curated record. The coding region runs from base 1 to 1386 and encodes 461 amino acids.
AUGCUCGGUGCUUUACUUGUUUCUGGUGUCGUCUUGUAUCUCUUGACAGCCAGCAUCUAUAAUGCGUAUUUCCAUAAGCUAGCCGCGUUCCCAGGGCCUCUAUUAGGAAGAUACAGUCUGAUCUGGCGAAUAUAUCACUCUCAGACUGGCCGCUUUCACUACGCCAUCCAAGAGCAGCAUCGCAAACACGGACCUGUUGUCAGAGUUUCUCCCAAUGAGCUCUCCUUCGCCUCAGUGGAGUCGUGGAAGGCAAUCUACGGCCACCGUGCCGCAGGCGCCGCACCAGUGAUUAAAAGCGAGUUCUACGAUAUUUACGGCGCAGGUUUCAAGUCUCUAUGCAUCGGUAGUGAGCGCGAUCCUCAUAAGCAUGGGAAAAUGCGCAAGAUGCUGUCUGCUGCCUUCUCCACAAAGAUGUUGCUCGAUCAAGAAGACAUCAUUACCAAAACAGUCGACGCUUUCGUAUAUCGGCUUGGAGAAGAUGCCUUCCAAUCUGAAGGUCUCAAUAUGACCAAGUGGUUCGAGAUGCCACACAGUUGGUCGGAGAUCAUAGUCAGCCAUCUAUACUUCAUCACACUGGUUGACAACCUUCGUCGUCUCCCUUUUGUGGCUAGAGUAGCCCGCGUGCUAUUCCCGUCAACUCUUGCUGUCCAAAACCAAAACUCCCAGUAUAGCCGGAAAAAAGUCGAAGAACGUCUAUCCAAAAAGUCAAACCGCAAUGACUUCCUGUCUACCGUUGUCAAGAGUUACGAAGUGGGAGCUAUCAGCGAAGAAGAGAUGACAGCCCAUGUGUCAACUUUGACAAUCGCAGGUGGCGAGACGACUGCGACAUUCCUUGCCGCGGCAACGUACUAUCUGCUCCGAAACCCAGCGUGUCUACUAAAGCUUCAAGCAGAGAUAACAAAAAAGUUCUCCUCAUUCGAAGAGAUCAAUGCCACUGCAGCUCGCCAGCUCCCAUACUUGCAAGCCGUCAUCAGCGAGGGCCUUAGGCUUUAUGCACCGGGAUCUCAGGGGUUUCCACGAUUAUCGCCAGGCAUGAGUGUCGGCGAUAUCUAUGUCCCAGCUGGUGCUGAGGUCUUCGCGCAUGCGUGGACCUUGACGCAUAGCGAAGAGUAUUUCUCUGACCCGAAAAACUUCAAGCCUGAACGUUGGCUAGACGCGGAAUCCACAGAUGUCCGCGAGGCUAGCCAGCCCUUCUCCAUGGGCCCUCGGGGAUGCUUGGGACAAAACUUCGCAUACAUGGAAAUCAAUCUCAUCUUGGCCAAGAUGUUGUGGCAGUACGACUUAGAGCUGGUUGGCAAAGAUUUAGAUUGGGAACAGGAAAGCCAACUGCAUGUGAUGUGGUGGAAACCCGCACUCAUGGUCCGUUUUACACGUAGAAAAUCUUGA